UUCACGCGCCACACUGCUUCUUAAGGAACCGGCUUGAGCAUUUGACACCUGCUUUAAGUUACUGACGAGCUUCGUAAACACAUUUUUGGUGACAGUUAUUAAUUCAUUAUUUAUAUUAAAGUAAGCCUAAUUCUCUUUUAUAGAAUGUAUCGUUUUAUCUGUUCCAAGUGGUUUGUCUCCGGCGUGUCCUUGACAGUCGGUGUUGGUGUCGGUGCGUCUCUGAGAACGGCAGACACCGGAGAAAGCCAUGGGCUUCUCAGUCGGGUGCCCGUUAUUCCCAUACCGAGCGUGGACGCAGCAACCGACAUUGUACCGUACCAAGGGGGCGGCGGUCAGAUGGGAGGCAACCGUUCAACGGCGGUUAUGAAGUACGGGUUCCCGUCUCUGGCCAACAUCAAGACCAGAGAGUCUUACGUUACGUCGUAUGACCCGAGGAACCGGACAGCUGCUUGGGUGAUUGAGCACCUCACUCCUCAGACACUCACAGGAACUUCUGACAGGAAGUUCUGCGACUUUAAAGAGGACGAUUCGGUGCAUAUGUACCACCGAUCAACUAACGCGGAUUACAAAGGCAGCGGGUUUGACCGUGGUCACCUGGCCGCGGCAGGAAACCACAAAUGGAACCAGAAGGCAAUGGAUGACACGUUCUAUCUUAGCAACGUCUCGCCUCAGCACCCUCAAAUGAACCAGAAAGGAUGGAACAAACUGGAGCAGUACUCGCGCUCUCUCACCAAGCAGUACCUCAACGUGUUUGUGUGCACUGGACCACUCUACCUGCCCAGGCAAGAGGCGGACGGCAAGAUGUACGUGCGCUACCAGGUGAUUGGCCGUAACCACGUGUCGGUCCCCACCCACUUCUUCAAGGUGCUGAUCCUGGAGAAGCCUCGCGGCGAGGUGGAGCUCCGCCCCUACGUGAUGCCCAACGUUCCCGUGGACGAGAACGUCGCGCUGGAACGCUUCCUGGUCCCCAUCGAGAGCAUCGAGAGGGCUUCCGGCCUGCUGUUCGUCCCCAACAUCAUGAAGAGGACCAGCAGCGUCCUGGCUGUCACUGCAGGCCCGGGGAAGUGACCCUGGGAGUUGUAGUCCAGUUGGCGUGUCAUAACCAGGAAACGUAGUUCUGUUUCCUGGUCAGAGGUCGGACUAGUGAGCCAAUGCUGGGGAAGUGAGGAGAGGUUAGAGGGAGGUGUUCUGGAACAGCUUAGGGUACAGGAAGGCGUGUGGUUGGCUGUUGUGUGGAGGUCAGAGGUCACCUGGCCAGACAGAGACCUGAAGACAUUCAGGGACUAAACGCUGAUAAUGACAAAACACUGUGACUUCACUUGUCAAAAACACUGAACACAACAAUCACUGUUAUCAUUGUUUACUGUGUUGCUGCCCAUCCAGAUGGGUACCACAAUGUUGUCAUGGAUGUUGUCAUGGAAAUUAUAAAUACAUUUAACGUGU
Messenger RNA from Osmerus eperlanus (European smelt), 1443 nucleotides. RefSeq names its product endonuclease G (gene endog). The transcript is spliced from 3 exons. NCBI's taxonomy places the organism in Eukaryota, Metazoa, Chordata, Actinopteri, Osmeriformes, Osmeridae. Bases 145 to 1068 code for a protein of 307 amino acids. The record is from RefSeq and is a predicted model, not a curated record. Gene Ontology annotation, biological process: apoptotic DNA fragmentation. Gene Ontology annotation, molecular function: RNA endonuclease activity; single-stranded DNA endonuclease activity; nucleic acid binding. Gene Ontology annotation, cellular component: mitochondrial inner membrane; nucleus.